Laetiporus sulphureus 93-53 is the source of this 1767-nucleotide messenger RNA. RefSeq lists its product as uncharacterized. The coding region runs from base 1 to 1767 and encodes 588 amino acids. The transcript has 2 exons. Lineage: Eukaryota; Fungi; Basidiomycota; Agaricomycetes; Polyporales; Laetiporaceae. The record is from RefSeq and is a predicted model, not a curated record.
AUGUCGCUUUCGCGCCCAUUGCUCGUCUGCAUUCUGGUGCUGGCCCUAGGACCGCAGUUUGCAUUGGCCAUUUUCGAUUUCGUCACCUAUUCGCCUGCGCUGCAAUGCGCACCCUUUUCUGUCGAGUUUUCCGGCGGUACCUUUCCUUCCGCUCUUCCUUUGAAACUCACCGUCGUUCCUUUUCACUCCAACUUCACCCCAUUUUCUUUUGACAUCCCCGACUCCGCAUGGAAUGAAACCACCGACACAGGUCUUGUAACCACAUUUCUUCCUAUCAAGGAAGGAACGGACUUCGUCGUCUCCCUCGACGAUGCGAAUGGUGUCCCCACUGGUCCCAUCUCUCAGGUGAUCAGGGUAGAGGAUUUCAACGAUUCGGCCUGCUUGGAAUUCGAGCAGGUCUCGAAGACGAAGCCAUUUGCACUUGCCAGUGAACUCUCUCAGUGCGAGCAGUUCAAUGUCACCUUCAAUACAUCCGAAGUGGACGCGGCGCCGACGAUACGGGCAUUCAUCCCUGGAGAUACCUCCUUCCUUGUCAACUCAACCUCAUCUGAUACUGCGCGGGGUGUUGCUUCAUAUGUCAUGGACGCGCUUCACGGUAAAGAGGUCGUGUUGAUGCUGAACGGCAGCGGACAUAGCGAAGCCACCGAUCUUUUUAUCGUUGGUGGGAGCGCGGCGAGCAAUGCCACCUGUCUACCCACCUCCUCCACGGCUACAAACGUCACUUCUUCUACUACAUUUACCGUUACCUCCUCUGUGCUUGCUACGUCACGCGCGAGCGCGAGCUCGACUGCCGCUUCAUGGUCAAUGACAGGUCAUUCUACUACAUUGUCGCAGGGUGCUAUCAUAGCCGUUGCGGCUGCGUCAGCCACAAUCGUGCUCGUAAUUCUGCUGGCCAUGGUUGUGUGGCUGUACUGUUCGCGACGCAGAAGGUACGCAAGUGCUGCGGCUAACGUGGAACAAUGCAUUGUGGGAGCCUCGCGAUCCGAGGACGAGAAGCGGCCCAUCCCCCCGCCAAUCAUCGUGCCUUCAAAGGCUGAGUCUUGGGACAUCCAUAUGGAAACGGUUCCGACCCCGAAGAGCACUGAUGCCAGGGUCAGUGCGAGUUACGGCAAGAACCCCCUUUAUACAAAUUCGAAGUUCUGGCUGCCGUCCCUGACUCCGCCCGAAUUAAAUCGAGCCCAUUCGACUAGGUCGCUAUCGAGAGCACCGAGCAGGAGCGACUAUGGUCGGGCCAGUCGCGCAUCGAUGUCUAUGCUCAGCACCUCCACCGCUUCACGUUCGUUGCAAAUUGCCGACGCGUCCGGUGCCAGCCGCAGAGUACCGCUGGCCAUCGCGUCUGCACAGAGCGUGCGCAGUAUGGCGGGCUCACAGAGAUUGCCGACCUCGCCCACGACGACCAUCUCCACCGUCGACAUGGAGUACUUCAGGGACAUUGCAGAGCGGUACGGUGGGGGCAUCAGUACUGACGCUAUUCCGCUACCACCGCAACCAGCGUGGAUAACAAAGGAUACGAUCCGAACGAGCGCAUACCUCGCUGGGCUGGAGUCCACACACAUUCUGUAUGCACCCAGCUCCCCCAGCGCGCCUGUGCGCAUGCGUCCAUCGAGUCUAGAACCGGCCCCUCUCGCAUCGUCAGCCCACUCUUUAAAGUCCGCUUCAGAGCGCGAUCAGCAGCCGAAUUCGCAGGUGUACCGCGAGCCACCUCAAGCCCUUGUUCCGUCGUCACCCGUGGCGACCUCUCUAUCUUCAAGCUACGACACGAUUUGA